GUUUGUUACCGGCUGGUGUUCAUUGUGGUGGUGCACUCAACAGAAAACACUCGGGAUGAGUACAGAAUAGUCCCUCGCUCCUUCUUGAAGAGAUGUUUCAUGAGAUUGUUGGAGGGGCGACAUGUUGCAGAGGUAGAUCAUCUUCAACUUUGGACUUUUAUCUUUUUGCAUCAGGACGAGUGGAGUUAAAUGAGCAAUGAUGAAGAUGAUGUUCCAGGCCUCUUGGAAAGGUCUGCAGGUGUGUUUAAUCCUCCUGAUGGCUGCAGGACUACACGGCCGGGUGACAGCACCGGAGCAUCUGGAAGCUCCCGUGGAGAAGCCCUUCACCCUGACUUGCUCUGUCUCGAGGGCUCAAGGCGAGUCUCUGAGGCAGGUGCGGUGGCUUGACGUCCAGAACCAGACCCUGCUGAGCUACCAACCUGGCCUCAAAGACAGUGUGAGUGGACAGCAGCAUGUGGAGCUCGCCUCCUCGCCAAAAGACACCUCGGCUAUCACCAUCCGCAGGGUGGGCUUCCGUGAUGAGGGCUGCUAUACUUGCAUUUUUGACAUGCAUCCUUCUGGUGCAAAGCAAGGAACAACCUGCCUCACUGUUACCUCACAAAUCACCGCCGAAAGCAACAAGACAGCCGUCAGCGGCAAGAAGGCCUCCCUCUCAUGCUCAUAUGGUUUGCCUGAAAAGGUGCAGCAGGUCACGUGGCGACACACCCCUGCACAGGGAGACCCUGCAGAGGUGGCCUCCUUUGCAAAGCGCAGUGACCCCAUGAUAGAGCCCCCGUACCAGGGGAGAGUCUGGCUGAGUUCCUCUCUGUCCGACAGUCAGCUCAUCAUCCAACCUGUCUCCAUCCAGGACGAGGGCUGCUACACCUGCAUGUACAGCACACAUCUUAACGGGCUGAUGAGCUCCACGGUGUGCCUCGCCACCUAUGUGCUGCCCAAACCUCAGGUGAGCUACAAGACCACCACUCCAGGUGUGAUCGAAGCCAACUGCACGUCGGUGUCGCGCCCCCCGGUAGAGAUCGUGUGGAACGUGGAGAGAGACAACCGCACCAUGGGCCCCCCUGUGACCACGCAGCUCCCACAGGGGGACGGGACCACUCUGGUCAUCAGUACGCUGACGGUCCAAUCAGGCCUGCUGAAAGACGUGUCAGUCAAAUGCUUGGUGCACCACAAAGGGCUCGAGUCACCGAUUGCUGUAUCUAUGAACACAAAAAUUGGGACGGCUCUCACCAUCCUGAUCUCAGUCACUACAGUGGCAGCCCUGCUGGUCAUGUCUCUCUGCUUCUGCCUCUGGAAGUGUUUCCUACGCAAAGAAGCUGAAUAAUCUUUCAGAUGAGAGAAAGAGACUGAAAGAAGAGGCAGAGCUUCUCACAGCCAACACGAGAGUUUCUCUGCAUCAUCAUCUUCAUCAUCAUCAUCAGAUACAAAGGGAAGAUGUGCUGACACAGUCUCUAUAGGAUGUCAUAUACAAUCCUGUUUAUGAGCAACAACUGUACAAUGACAUUCAUCUCUGCGCUCCUUAAUCUGAAUCUUUACAUAAUCUCCAGGCUGUCCUCACAUGAAGUCAACGAGGAGUUGCUGAAUGGAUGUGUGUUUUUUUCUCUCUCUGGCUUUUUGUAAUUGAUUGAGUUGUUGGUCACACAUUCCUCAACAUGCAGCAGAUUCACUGUAUGCCAAAUGAAAUUAGAGUGAUUUUCGCUGUUGCAGCAUAUUGCACAUCUUACAAAAUAUGUUGUCCUGUUAGUCUAUAUAGCAGCCUUUUAUUCUACCUGUGAAUUGUUGUACAAACUUUGUAAAACUACAUUAACAAGCCACAUGCAGCGCUGACAUGAACAUAGGCAAUGUACUCAAACCAGUACACACCAAUGUGCUCAAGUAUAGAGCACCAAACUUCUGCAGUUGAAUAUAGUCCCCAGCGUAUUUACCCUUGUUUGACUAACAUUUGCUGAAGAAAAACUGCAGUGUCCAAAUGUUUUAAAUUAUUAUUGAGUCAUUAUUUUUUCUCAAUAUUCUUGAAUUGUGACCUCUUUACACAGAUUAGUUCCAGAGCGGAAGGACCAAUGCUUUUGUUCUUGUUUUUAUUGACAAUUGGAAAAAAUGUAAUAUUGCAAACUUUUAUCGAGUACAUAAUCCAGUUUAUAGGCACAAUUAGCUUGCCGCGACCGCUUUUAUUUUUUGUACCUCAGUUGAAGGCCUCCAUCACUGCUGUGAGUUGUUAAGAGCUCGCUGAACUCGGCCAUGUUCAACUGAGAGGGCUGCAUACUUACACCUUGUUUGUGUAAUACCUACUGCAGAUUUUUCUACAUGCUUCUAGGUCUGUUUGUGUAUGUUGUGUGAGCGAGAGAGAGAGAGAGAGAGAGAGUGUGUGUGUGUGUGUGUGUGUGUGUGUGUGUGUGUGUGUGUGUGUGUGUGUGUGUGUGUGUGGCAUAUUUUUCAAGGUUAAAUUCCACAGUCAUAGCGUGAAUCAAUUCCCUGAGGUAGCCAUGUUGAAACCUUUUUGGUGCCCCUGAAAGGAAUGCGUGUCUGAGUUGAUGUGGGAGAAGAAAUAACAUUUUAAUUCCCGGAAGACACCAACAUGUCAUUAAAGGAGAUUCUUCUUCUUGUUUUUUUUUUUUUGUUUAAAUCCUUUGCUUUGGUAAAUGACUCUGGAUCAAAGCGGCACUUAAAGGCCUAAAAAUGUGACCUUGUGAUGCUUUGGGUAAAUGUUUUGCUGUGUACAAAAACAUUUAAUCUUUAAUUUAAAAAAAAAAAAGCAUGAUAAUUGGAAUCAUGUGUUAUCUGAUAGCCCUCAAAUAAACAUGUGAUGGCCAUCAGAUUUCAAUAUCAGUGCUCAAACAGGAACAUCACACUUCUUAAGAUUUCAAAGACUCUAGACAGCUUUUUCUCUGUCUGCAUAUUUUCACUUUAUAUGUAUAAACCACCCAGUAUGAGCUCAGAGCAGCAGAUAUUUCAGAGCAGAAAUAUAGCUUCAGAACAUGUUUUCAAUAAAUGGAAAUGGAAAACACAUUAACCAGUUCUUCGCAGAAUAACUCCAGUCACAAAAUUUGAAUCAAUGCAUCCUGAGCAAAUGUGCAAAGUGGAACAAAUAUAUGUAUGCAUCAAACUGAACAAAUAAAAGUGUUAAAUCUG
Messenger RNA from Labrus mixtus (cuckoo wrasse), 3126 nucleotides. RefSeq lists its product as uncharacterized. Lineage: Eukaryota; Metazoa; Chordata; Actinopteri; Labriformes; Labridae. Gene Ontology annotation, molecular function: cell-cell adhesion mediator activity. The transcript has 7 exons. Bases 197 to 1321 code for a protein of 374 amino acids. The record is from RefSeq and is a predicted model, not a curated record.